CUCCACGUGGGGCAAUUGGCUGGGCCUGUGCUCCGCGACGGCGAAGUCGGUGCCGCUGGCUUCGCGGAGGCACGAAUUCCUAACACAAAACGCCCUGCUCGGCCAGGGGCGUGCCGCACGGAUGUCAGGCCCGACACCGCAAGCGCGUCUGCGGGUCAGCAAGCAGGCACCACCCCACGUGUGGCGGCCAACGCCAGCCGGAAGAAGGUGGGGCGGCCCCUGCGAGGCGCGACGCGGGUGCUCGUGGUGCGGUGCGGCGGAUACGCGCGGCGGGCACGAUGGUCACUCUCUGUCUGGCCCCACUGCAGGGGCAAAUUGGCAUGUCAAGAUUGGAGGAAAGAAGGCGAGCAUGCAAGAGGACGGAAAGGAGGAGGAGACGCAAGAGGAGGGAGGACGGAGGAGGGACGGGCGGGGGGACGCAUGGGCAGGCGGAGGUCCGCCGCUAGGUACGCUGGCAUCAGACCGGACGCGCCGCUCGGGGAGAGCCGGGCGUCGUUUGAGCGGACAGUGGAGCCACCCCUCGUCUCCAAAAUCCUCUCCCCUCUCUCCUCUCUGGCGGCCCUCAUGGGAGCACGCCGCGAAGGAGCCUCAGAGCCGCCCGUGGGCAAUUCCGCACAUAAGGGGGCUGGUCUGCAGAGGCUCCCGGCACAGGGCGCGGGGGGUGCCAUCGCGUUCGAGCACGGUCGGGGGGAUGAAGCGAGGACAGGGAAAAGCCGAGCAAAAGCAAAUGCGCGACGGACCACUCGGUGCAUCGAGCCGGUGCCGCAAGCCGCGGAAAGGGCGGCAAAGACCUUCUAACAACAACAAAAUGUAGAGUCUGUGGUGACCAGCGCGACAAAAUACUGCUCGCAGUCAGCUCGCUGCCAAGUGUUCAAGACGACCAUACUACGAGGACAGCCCACAUUACGAAACAAUAAUUUGCUCCCAGCUUGUAUGGUCUUGCUCAAUGUGCCAUGCCAUGGCAACUCUGGCAUUGCGAGCGGCCUGCGGGCUCAACUCAACUUAGCAAAGUUCACGCCCCUUGACAAGGCGUGACCCGGCGCGAAGAGUGCAAGCGGGGCCAAUGUGCAAAUUGUGCACAUAUGACCCGCUAGGGCUGAGGCUGGCAGCGUCUGGAAUCAUGGACGAGGGCUCUUGCAGACUCAACAUACACAGCUCAGCAGCCGAGACAAAGGAACCAAGCUGGCUCAAGCCUCACGUUGACAUCUUCAGCCACAUACAGGCCGCGGAGGGGGGAGCGUACACUUGUCUUGCAGAGGGGAAGAGGAGUCAGACGAGAAAAAGAAAGAAGGGCAGGGAAGGAGGAGGAAGGAGAGAAGGCACAUGGGGGCCUUGCACAGAUGUGGUAGGGAUAGUCGGAGCAAAAAAAAACACGAACACUCACCGAUAAAAACAGAGUUACUGUACACACGCACAGGCACACAACAUGUUGCACCACCACGACACUGCACGUCUU
Messenger RNA from Prorocentrum cordatum, 1456 nucleotides. NCBI's taxonomy places the organism in Eukaryota, Dinophyceae, Prorocentrales, Prorocentraceae. The record is from the annotation of a GenBank genome assembly.